Messenger RNA from Aedes albopictus (Asian tiger mosquito), 525 nucleotides. RefSeq lists its product as uncharacterized. NCBI's taxonomy places the organism in Eukaryota, Metazoa, Arthropoda, Insecta, Diptera, Culicidae. Bases 1 to 525 code for a protein of 174 amino acids. The record is from RefSeq and is a predicted model, not a curated record. The transcript has a single exon.
AUGACAAACUUCGGCUAUGCUGAUUUCCUCUCGCGACUGAUGUCAACGCAUCGAAGGCUGGAUGAAGAUUACGUGAUAGCCGCCGUAUACGUCGAAUCCGAAGCGAAAGCGAUACUCGAAGACACCAUCAGCAACCUCCCAGUCACGCGCCAGAUGAUUGUGGCUGAAACACGAAAGGACCCAGUUCUCCAGCAAGUGGUGAACUUCCUCAAGGAGAGCUGGCCGGCUCAACCGAAGCAAAUCGCAGAUCCAGAUCCAGAUGUCAAGAAGUACUUCUCAAGACGAGAUGGACUUCAAGUUGUCGACGACUGCAUCAUGUUCGGCGAUCGAACCGUCGUUCCCCUCAAGUUUCGCAAGUGGAUUGUUCGACAAUUGCAUCGUGGACACCCACGAAUGGACCGGAUGAAGUCUCUGGUCCGAAGCUACAUCUACUGGCCGAAUGUGGAUGACGACGUGACGCAGUUCGUUCGAGAGUGCACAGUGUGCGCUCAAGCAGCAAAGUCUACAAAGCCAAAGCAAGCCUGA